Messenger RNA from Papilio polytes (common Mormon), 2991 nucleotides. RefSeq names its product dnaJ homolog subfamily C member 10-like. NCBI's taxonomy places the organism in Eukaryota, Metazoa, Arthropoda, Insecta, Lepidoptera, Papilionidae. The coding region runs from base 308 to 2593 and encodes 761 amino acids. The record is from RefSeq and is a predicted model, not a curated record. The transcript has 17 exons.
CACCGAUUUGAAACUGAGAAGCGCAGCGCAGGUAAUUUGCAAGUGCAUCGAUUUUAAUUUGCACCAUAACCCUGUGUCUCGAAAGGGAAAGGCAAAAUCUUCGGACCUCGUAUUUUUCACAUAAUUCACUGUUUCAACAUUCGACGCCUGUGACGAUAUGUGCCGAUUACUGUGAUAUUUAAAUGUUAAAGAUGUAUUUUCUUUAUUUUUUAUUUAAUUCAUUAAUAUUUUAAGUGUGUAAUAAUUCGUGAGUGCCAAAUAAUUUGCAUAUGCUUUCAUCUACUGGUUUUUGAUUCCGUUAAUAAAGAUGUCGAAAUUCAUCAUAUUUUAUCUAUGUGUUCUAAUUCACAAUGCUAAUCUGAUGGAUGUGACAUAUUACGAAAUAUUGGGGGUAUCUAAACAAGCCGCUACACAAGAGAUAAAGCAAGCAUACAAAAAGCUAGCUGUUAAAUACCAUCCUGAUAAAAACUCCGAUGAAACAACACAAGAGAAAUUCCUAAAAAUAACUGAGGCAUAUGAAACAUUGAAGGAUCCUGAGAAAAGACGGAAAUAUGAUGUUUAUGGUUCACAUGCAGCAUACACAAAGAAAUAUGAUCAUCAAACACAAUCUGAAUAUGACAAUCUCUUCAAAAAUGGAUUGUAUCAUAAUGAUCCUUAUGUGGUUUCCCUCAGUAGUACUAAUUUUUUUAGUUAUCUAUCAGGUGGCUUACAUUUUAUAAAUUUCUACUCACCGUUUUGUCCGCCGUGUCACCGUUUAGUGGACCAUUGGAAAAGAUUUGCUGAAACGUAUCAAGGAAUCGUGAAAGUUUCCGCAGUUAACUGCAAAUACCACAAAUCAUUUUGCAUAAACACAAUGAGUAUUGGCAGCCAUCCUACAUUGGUAUUUUUUCUCAAUGGUGUGCAUGGUAAUUUUAUUCAUUAUGAAGGGGAGGACACAUUUGAUGGGCUCGAAAAGUUCAUGAUGAAAUAUCUAAAAAACAAAAUACAUGUGCCAAUUAUAAGUCAACUGCGAAGUUUAGAAAAACCUGUUGCAUAUGUUCUUGAUACUAAUGUUAUUGAAGACCGUGCAUUGACCAGAAUCGCUUACCGUUUGAAAGGAUUAGUAACCGUAGUUAUGAUAGACGAUGAAGACUUACGUGAUGAUUUAUCAGAGGACCCUGAUGUAACCGUUGUGUUUCAAUAUAAAAAUAUUUACGUUGAAAUAUCAAGCACUGACGAGAAGACAAUCAUAAAACAGAUUGCUCAAUCUUUACCAGUAGGGGAGAUAGAUCCUGAAAAAUUUAAGAAUAUAAGAAACAAACUGCGUAGCUGUGGAAAAAAGUCUUGGGUGAUUUACUUUCCCAGCAAGGAUGAUGACAAUUUGCUUCUACAUCAAUUUAAAAUCAAAUUCCCUGACUUAAACUUCGGCACAAUCGAUUGUAUAUCGCAAGAAGAGUUGUGCGCGUCUCUACAAAUAGAGUCAACGCCGUGUUGGGCGCUGUUAAAGGGCGGCGGCGCGUACCAGCGCUCGUGCACGCAUCCAGAGACCUUCAUACAGAACUCCGCGGACGCCUACAAUCUCCAUACAUUAUCCACAGCUGAAAUCCAGAAGAUAAUGGACGGUCGUGCGGGUACGUGGGUGUUGCUAGUUGUACCGCACAACGCCUCUUGGGAACACCUCGCUAAGCCCUUCACUGAUGCCAGCAAAUAUUACCUCGACAAGUAUAUCAAUUUCGGAAUAAUGGAGUGCAGUUUGCAAACGGCGCGGUACUGCGGCGCGGGGCAGGGGCGGCCCGCCGUGCUGCUGCAGCAGGGCGCCGACACGCACCUCUACAAGGGAGAACUGAAUACCGAAAAUCUUGCCGACUUCAUACAACUUAUCAAAGAUAGUGGCAGUACUCCACUACCACCACCACCUGAAUCCGCCAAAAUGUACCUGCCCGCGGACUGCGGCCAGCCCUGCCGCGACCUGCAGCACCAGUGGCGCAUCAUCGCUAGGAGGCUGCGUCCGCUGCAAGACUUACGUGUGGGCGUGCUGCAGUGCGCGGAGCCGCGCGCGCUCUGCGCCAACGUGCGCGCGCCCAGCGCCAGGCUCUACCUCGUCAACAACAAACAACAUUACACGUUAAACCUGCAGCAGAAGUCUGAGGCGCCGUACAUCCUGGAGUGGGUGCUGGACCACCUGGACAAGUCAGUGACCAAGCUGACCUGGCACUCCUUCGCCAACCAGGUGUUGGCACAUGACUUCGACCCUCAGAUGUACAAGCGGCCGUGGCUGGUGUACUUCCAAUCUCCGCAGUGUUACCACUGCUUAGAGAAAUACCCCGAUUUCGCGCUCGCCUCUAUAUUUAUGGGUAAAGUGGUGAACUUUGGUAAAGUGAAUUGUGCGAGCGAGCGCAACCUGUGCCAGCAGGAGCACAUCACGAGCCAGCCUACUCUCAGGUUAUACAUCAGGAGCCAGCAAGGGUACAAAUCGGUGUCUCUGGACCUCGACGACUACAACACCCUCAUGGACGAGGUCAGACCCUACCUGCCCAGUUCUAACCUUGAUGGUCUUCUCGCCAGUCUAUACCUCUCAACAGAAAAGAUGCUUUUCAAACAUGAUGAGUUGUAAUUUUAUAGCAAAAUUAAUCAUACUAAUAUUAUUAAUGCGAAAGCCUAGAUAGAUGUUAGAAUCUGUAGUCUAAACGGCUAAAUGAAUUUCGAUUAAAUUCAUAUUUAAUAGUCUGGAAGUAUUCUUAAGUAAGUAUUCUUUAAUAAGUAGCCUAUGUAUUCAUAGGCUACUUAUUAAUUUCACGCGGGUGCAGUCACGGACGAAAGCUAGUAUUAUUAUAAUUGUAUUGGAAAAACUGGGCAUCACCAGAAUAGACAUUGUCAAGUAUUAAAUGUCUAUGUAAGCACAGAUACUGGCCCACUGUGCCCCACAAUUUUCAUGUAUAAAAGAAUCAAAAAAAUCGAAUAGUUAUGUAAAGAACCAUUCGUUUUAUCUCAGAUUUUUCAGUAAGUGUGAAA